Messenger RNA from Recurvomyces mirabilis, 3279 nucleotides. RefSeq lists its product as uncharacterized. Gene Ontology annotation, molecular function: protein binding. NCBI's taxonomy places the organism in Eukaryota, Fungi, Ascomycota, Dothideomycetes, Mycosphaerellales, Teratosphaeriaceae. The coding region runs from base 1 to 3279 and encodes 1092 amino acids. The transcript is spliced from 2 exons. The record is from RefSeq and is a predicted model, not a curated record.
AUGCGCCUCUUACGUGUUGAAAACCUCGAAUGCAGGGACUUUGGCAUCAAUGAAGCACCGAAAUAUGUCGUUGCGUCGCAUCGGUGGGUGAAAGGAUGCGAAGUUUCACUACAAGAUAUCCAGGAUGGGCGGAAUAAAGAGAAGAGCGGAUACAGGAAAGUUGAGGAGUUUGCAGAAUUUGUCAGAAAACACAUUCCUUCGGUGGAGUGGCUAUGGGUUGAUACUUGCUGUAUCAAUAAAGAGAGUGCUGCAGAGCUUUCUGAAGCGGUCAAUCUGAUGUUCGAUUGGUAUCGAGAGGCCGAACUGUGCAUCGCGCUCCUCGCAGAUGUCAAUGGGCAAGAAAAAACGGAGAUCUUCGGGCAGAGCGAGUGGUUCAAAAGAGGCUGGACUCUGCAGGAGCUGCUGGCUCCACGUCUGGUCAUUUUCGUGACAAGCUCAUGGCAAGUGAUCGGGCAUAAGGGAACAUCCUCACUCAGUGGCGACGAGACUCUCGCUGGACCGAGCCUCGAACGUGAUAUUUCUAAGACCACUGGAAUCCCGGAAGCCGCGCUGCACGACUUCCGAAUAGAUGUUGAGUACAGUGCAGAACAGAAGUUGACAUGGAUGAAAGGCAGGAGUACUACUCGUGAGGAAGACAUGUCGUAUGCCCUGUACGGGAUAUGUGGGGUCAGGCCCGGUGCGAAUUAUGGUGAAAGGGCUGAAGGAGCGAGACGGCGUCUACUAGCGGCAAUCAACGAAGACCAGCAUCAAGCCACACAGAAGCGAGCGCGAUUGCGAAAGAUCGAAUCUUGGCUCUCGCCGCCGAACCCAUGGACAAGUCACCAGUCAGCGCGCCGGCUGCAUGAGCCCCAAACCGGGACCUGGCUCACUCGUUCUGCUCAGUUCCAAAACUGGAAGGCUGCUUCGAUCCGUCAUUUAUGGUUGCACGGGAGAGCAGGGUGUGGCAAGACCAUCCUUUGCUCUACCGCUAUCGAGGCCGUCAAAGCGCACUGCAAAGGUCAGCCCGAUGCUAUAUAUGCCGUCUUCUACUUUUCCUUCGCGGAGAAGCAAAAACAGCAGCCGGAGGACCUGUUUCGUUCAUUGAUCGUGCAGCUGGGUGAGAGUGAGCCAGCUUUGUCAAUGCUGCAACAAGCAUACGACAAGCACGGACAGAGCACACUUGGGCUUGAACAAUUGGAAGACAUGUUGCUCUCGUCCUUCCAAUCCUACAGUACGGUAUUCCUGCUAAUCGACGCGCUCGAUGAAUGUCCCCAAGAUAAUGACGUCCGGCUUAUUAUGUUAGAAUGCCUGACAAGACUGUCGCAGAAAGCACCCCAUGUGAAGAUCUUUAUAACGAGCCGCGACUCGCCGAACAUACGCCAAUCUAUGGCAGCACUGGGGAUCGAGUCGAUGGCUGUCGGAACACAUCCUGUGAACGAGGACAUUCGACGACAUGUGGCAACGCAGAUGACACGCGAUCAUCGUCUAUCGAACCUUGAUCAAAAGACCAAGGCUCUGAUCGAAGAGACUAUCGCUAUGAAGGCGGACGGGAUAUUUAGGUGGGCGUCCUGCCAGCUGCAGGAACUCAAGAGACUCAAAUCUACAAAGCCGCGAUAUAUUAAGGCGACACUGCAGUCUCUACCAGCCACCCUAGACGACACCUACGAACGGAUGCUGGUCGAGAUUGGCAGUUUGUACGCAGAGGAGGCACUCACAUUGCUCCAGUGGCUGGCCUUCUCAGAGAGACCGUUGACACUUCGCGAAUUAGCAGCGGCGACAUUGAUUCGGGCAUCUGAUUAUUCUAUGGAUACUGCGGAGAGUAGUCCACCUGAAGAGAUAUUGGACGUUCUCUGUGGUCUAGUGCACGUCGACAGGUGUCCCAAGCAUGACGCUGAGACUACGUUUGAUCUUGGAGCAAUGGAUUGCACGGACUGCAACAGGAUGUCAGCAAUCCCGUCGUCGACCUCGACUAUGGAGAGGCUAUACCUGAGGUCAUUCCAUGUCGCCAGAAAAGGUUGCAAGAUUAGGCUCGCACAUGCCUCCGUCCGGGAGUAUCUGGUAUCCGAUCGUAUCGGCAAAGGUAAAGCCAAAGCAUAUGCUGUAGCUGAAGGCACAGCACAAGCCUUCCUUGCUCAAUCCUGCUUUGGAUACCUUCUGUUUUACUUCGAUCAGGCAAAGUGUCAGUCUGCGCUUCGCGAUGAUGACUACCCGCUAUGUGCAUACGCUAUGCGAUUUGGGGUAUAUCACCAGCGAGCCGCAGAGAAUCAAGUUGGAUAUGAAGGUACCAUCAGCAGACUCCAGGUUCGCGUUCUACAGGAGAACAGAGCAAUUGCUAAGCACCUCUCAUCCUUGAAGGCCUUCAGAGGUCUUGAUCACUCGCCCGAUAGUCUGCUUCACUCAAUAUUAUGGAAUCAGACUGUUCCUACUUUACAUCUGGCGUGUCUUCUUGGACUUCCACAAACUGCGGUGCUCCUCCUGAGCGGAGAAGUCGAUUGUCGAAAGACCGCUGAGGUUCGGCUCCUCUUCAUGCCUGGACGAUCGCAUUCGGCGCUACACUGCGCGGUAUGGAGUGGCUCGUUGCAGAUUGUGAAGCUGCUGUUGAGUAGAGGCGCAGAUGUAGAUAUUGGCUCGGGCCUCGGUGAGAGCACACCGCUGUGCGUGGCGUGUCAACUGGGCCAUCUGCAUAUCGUCAAUGUGCUGCUCAAUCAGGGCGCCACUGUGAACGUGAAUCAAGGAGUGGUUCAGCAACCGCUUCAGGCUGCGUGCGUAUGGAACCACGAUGCAAUUGCCCGCAGACUUCUUGAAGCAGGAGCAGACGCAGACGUUUCAGUGGGGUAUGAUGAUAGUCCACUGAGCGCCGCUUGCAAACAUGGGAACGAGAACCUUGUCAAUCUUUUGCUCGACCGGGGUGCUGACAUUAAUUAUCGAGCUGGCUCUGAUUGGACUGCCUUACAUACAGCAUCGGAAGGUGGGUGUGAGAACGCAGUGAAGCUACUCCUGCAGCGCAACGCAGACACUACUGCCAUGACUGGGGACGGAAUGACUGCACUGCAGCUUGGGUGUAUGCGACGCCACGAUGGCAUCGUUAGGCUGCUCCUACAGGACAAAGACACAAUACGUCCUGGCCGUGGUGACGUCUCAAGGUCGCUGACUGUCCUUCAGGGAUCUUGGGAUGAUUAUGAAUACUACGCAGAACCCGUUGACAGUGAAGACGUGGCAGCACUUGCACGAGCAGAGGAGCAAGCAAAUGCGAUCAGAGAUCUACUUCUGGAAGCUCAAGUAGAACUGGGACUACCGUGA